Molecule: messenger RNA, 522 nt
Organism: Penicillium subrubescens
Lineage: Eukaryota; Fungi; Ascomycota; Eurotiomycetes; Eurotiales; Aspergillaceae
Exons: 2
Coding region: 1-522 (173 amino acids)
Source: RefSeq, a predicted model, not a curated record
AUGCCUACCAACGCCUGGACUCGCCCUAAGCGCGGCAGCGAAGCCGCCAAAAACCAUGGCUUCAUGGAUACCUACUUCCCCUCAAAUGGCUCCGGUGGCUCCGGCGGAGGUGGUAAGUGCCGUUGCAAGCACAAGUGCACCUGCAAGAACAAGAAGAAGGCCGAUCAGCCAGCCAUGCUGCUCCAAGACGCUCCCGAGUCGAGCUCGAGCUCGCACCCGAGCUCAUCCCAAGGCAAAAAAAAGCCCCUGAUGCUUGAGUACGUUUAUUCUGACCCGCGCUUGCAGCAUUCGCAGGGGAAGUACUCACUAUUGCUCGAGAUCGAGCUCAAGUCACGCAUCGAGCUACCAACCGAGUCACCAAUCGAGUUAUCAACAGAGCCAUCAGUCGAGCUAUCAUCCGAGUCCUAUGUCGAGUUAUCAACCGACUCCCAUGGGGAGCUUCCAGCGAAGUCAUUUGUGGAGUUACCAGGUGAGUCCCAUGUCGAGUCGCCAGCCGAGUCCAAAAUCGAGCCACAAAUCUAG